Messenger RNA from Alternaria incomplexa, 537 nucleotides. RefSeq lists its product as uncharacterized. The transcript has a single exon. The record is from RefSeq and is a predicted model, not a curated record. Bases 1 to 537 code for a protein of 178 amino acids. Lineage: Eukaryota; Fungi; Ascomycota; Dothideomycetes; Pleosporales; Pleosporaceae.
AUGCGCCAGUACCACUCUUACAACCCUACUGCAGACAUGUCCACUCAAGAGGAUUCAUUCCGCAUUGGCGCAACGCAUGCUACCAAGCGCAGGAACCGCGACACUGUAAGUGAAGGAAUGAUCCAGGGAGGGGAUAAUGCAACAGGGGAAAGGAUAGCGUCACGUUCCGACAGAUGGGGUGUUGUAGAUUCUGCAACCUGCUCCUUCCGUGAAGAUGGUCAGGAGAGCGACGAGAGUGAUGCGUCUAGUCAUACACGAGGCCGCUCAGAGGCUUCCAGCACUACACUGGCAGCAUAUGAAGAUGACGGAAAGGAGAUUAGUGAGGGCGAAGGAGAUUCAGAUGAGAGCAUGGAGGAUUUCGAGAGCGACAAGGGUGAGGACGAAGAGAGUGAGACAUCUAGCCACACGGUGGGACGGAGCGAAGACUCAGACUCUGGAGAUGACGGCGGUGAUGAAGAUAGCGAUGAAGAGAUGGGCGAGUCUGAUGAUGAAGGCGAUGUGUUUGGGGAGAGUUAUAGGGAGGGUAGUAGGAAGUAG